AUGCAUCCUACCGACUUCGAAACGUUUGAGGAAUUUCUGCACGCAGCGAACCGCGAAACCGAUGAUGUAGCCAACGAGCAUACCAGUAGUUCACCGGGGAAUAAAAACACGGAGCCCACGAUAGACCACGCGCCUGUCGAGAAUGCGUCUAGUUCUGGACCGUCACAGGCAGGUAGUUCGGAGGGAGACCGAAGUUGUUCCACUAUGGGCUGCAAAAUGCCAAAGGUUAAGGGUCUUCAGAAGUGUGAUUACUGCCUUGACUCUGGUCGCGCAUAUCGGAGGAAAAAGAAAGGCUUGUGUGAGGGUUGUGGCGAAUCCAAGACAAACGAGAUUCUGUGUCACUGGUGCGUGGAUCAUGGAAGGCGUCCGGGCCAGCGGUGGAGAAACUGGAAAGCUGUUUCAGAGGAGUAG
This is a messenger RNA of Fusarium subglutinans, 411 nucleotides long. RefSeq lists its product as uncharacterized. The transcript is spliced from 2 exons. Bases 1 to 411 code for a protein of 136 amino acids. The record is from RefSeq and is a predicted model, not a curated record. Lineage: Eukaryota; Fungi; Ascomycota; Sordariomycetes; Hypocreales; Nectriaceae.